AAAUGUCACUUAAGGUGGGGCGCAUGUGGAGGCACAUCAUCUUCAUCUAUCGGACACUCUGUUGCAGUCCGUUAGGGUUACGGGUGACGGGUGACGAAGGGUGAUAUUGCAAGUGUGGUGAUCAUGUGGGUGAGGACUGUAAUCGCUGUGGCCUGUUUCGGCCUGGUAGUGACGGCUGGGUCUCGAUAUUCAUCAGAAGAAAGAUCUUACAGACGGAACUAUCCAUCGCGGCGGAGUCAAUGGAGAGAUCUUGCUGACGAAUACGACAGAGAUGAAGACAGAAGCCCACAAACACCGAGCAUUAAAUUUCCACUUCAAGCAAUACCUUAUGAAUUACCUAUAGGGGUUCGUGGUGCCAACUUACAGUUACUGGUACUCCCAAUACCAACGUCAGCACUCAAUCCUGGAGCUAGUCAGAAGUCAGAAUGUAAACUAACACCAGAACCCGAGGAACCACAAAUCGAUGUGAGAUGGGGUGCCCCAAGUAUAGCAUCAAGUCCGCCUGCUGGUAUUUUAUCAAGUCCGCCUGUUGGUAUUUUAUCAAGGCCAGCUGCUCCUAACACCAUGAAUAACAUACCAUUAAAAGCUACAAAUCGUGAUGAAGUUCCAAUCAAGGCACCUUCGUAUCCAUCGUACAUCAACGUAGAAAAAUUGGAUCAACCUGUGAGCCCACCGGAAAUUCCUCCUUCUGUGUCAUCGAAGGAAAUAUUAGAGCAAUUCCUUGCACAAGCGCCUCAAGCCCCUCAACUGCCACCUGUACUGUUAUCAGAAUAUGACAAAAGUGAACGUAUACCGCAUCCAGAAGAAGAGGAUAAUGAAAUGAAUUAUAACUUCAUAGAAGAAAGUGCAACAGUGCCAACCGUCAAAACUAGUUUGCCAUUUCAACAAAACAUUUACAGUCGAGGAAGAAAAGUUCAACCCCAACCAUCAAGGCCCCGUUUCUCACAAUCAGUGGUGAUACGAGGCGAACUUUUCGUCCCUAGAGCUGACUUCACAGAACCUUAUACAGCCUGGUGGGAUGCCUCGAGCGGAUCGUCCAAGGUUGACUUCCAUGGUGGAUCUACAAGCACAUACAGGACAGUGAUGGCCGACAAAAGGCUUCAGCGAUUGGAAAUGCGAGUGGAUCGCUCCGGAGAACGCGCUGUUCGUCGUUGUGGGAAAGCCUCCUCCUACCAAAACCAUCCCCUUGACAUCACUCAUCCCGCGUUACCAGACAUCGAUUUAUUUAACUUCGUUGGUUAUGAGCCUGACGGGCGUGUGGAGCGUUGGCAGCACACAGUCGUUGGUCGAGAAGGAGAGCUUGGUGCUAUUCAAGGGGAGUCCCUUAGUCUAAAACAUGACCUGCUUCUCAUACGUGAUCCUGAAGACAAAGCAACGCCUAUACUUUACACAGUGUCAGUGAACAGUUCUAUCCUUGGUCCAAACGCUGACAGCUAUGAGCAUCGUUAUUUGGAUGUACGUCGCCACGAACAGAACGCUGAUUUCUUCAUACCAAAAAUAAAUGAUCUAUGUGACACUGUUGAAUUGUUGAAUGUUUCUCUACCGAAUCAUUUAUCUCGCCUCGAACCUCUGAGGGAAUACAUACAACCUCAUCGCGACCAGAAAUACGAGGCGGCGAUACGAGAUUUCAAGGUGAAAUACAACCGUCGUUACAUAGACAGCUCCGAAGAAGCUGUGAGAACGACGUUACUUAUGCAGCACAAGCGUUUCAUUUCAUCCGGUAACCGAGAGGGGGCCACCUUCGAGCUAGGGGUGAACUUUCUAGGAGACAGGCUGGACAACGAGCUGGGACAACUGCGCGGCGUGAAGCUAGAGGAGGAAAGAACGCAAGCGGAGCAAUUCCCUCAUUCAAGAAGUAUGCUGAGAAAGGAAAGCGCUAAACUACCCGAUAAUUUCGACUGGAGGGUUAAAGGCGGAGUCUCACCUGUAGGAUUCCAGGGUAAGUGUUCAUCGUGUUGGUCGUUCGCGGUAUCUGGUGCUGUGGAAGGGGCGCUGUUCGCAAGGACCGGCAAGCUCGUGCCCCUCUCACAACAAUGCCUCGUGGAUUGUGCACAUCCAUUUGGAGGCAAAGGUUGCAAAGGCACUUGGCCAAGCCAUGCGUAUGACUACGUCAAAAACCGGGGUCUGCCUGCCCUCGACGAGUACCCAUCAUAUAAAGCGAAGGUCGAACAAUGCGCAGAAAAAUCAGUUCGUCCCGUAACACGUAUUAGUGGACACGUUAACGUUACCGAAAAUAGCCUUUCAGCUCUUAAGGUGGCCAUACGAGACCACGCGCCCACCGUGGUCAUCGUUGACGCGAAACUCAAGAGCUUUGUGUUUUACAAGCAUGGAGUCUUCUAUGACGACAGAUGCGGUAAGACGCGUCCGCGUUUGAAUCACGCUGUGUUAGCUGUGGGUUGGGGAGACCAGAAUGAAGAGCACUUUAUCCUGAAGAACUCCUGGUCGGAGUCGUGGGGCGAGCGCGGCUUCAUGCGAAUACACGCAAGGUCCAACACAUGCGGUGUACUCACCAGACCCAGCUACCCUCGUCUUGAAGACAGUGACGUCCUAAAACUGCCCGGACGUCCCUCAGCCAAGGACGUCCGCCAGUGAUGCGAAUGUACCAAAUGAUUGUUUAAAGAUUUAAGUCAAAUUUAUUGAGACUAAAGAUAUUAUUUAAUAAAGAUGGUGUCUUUGAUGUUUUAUUAA
Danaus plexippus (monarch butterfly) is the source of this 2688-nucleotide messenger RNA. RefSeq lists its product as uncharacterized. The record is from RefSeq and is a predicted model, not a curated record. The coding region runs from base 124 to 2592 and encodes 822 amino acids. Gene Ontology annotation, cellular component: lysosome. Gene Ontology annotation, biological process: immune response. Gene Ontology annotation, molecular function: cysteine-type endopeptidase activity. The transcript has 17 exons. Lineage: Eukaryota; Metazoa; Arthropoda; Insecta; Lepidoptera; Nymphalidae.